UCUAUUUUUAGAUAUUAUAUAUUACUAGGUUUGUCCGUUCUGUUUUUACCGGGAUCGGUUAUCUCGUGCUAGAGACUCAAUGUUCAGACUUGGAUAUUAAAAACUCGUCUUGACAAUUAAUAUUUCUUUAGAUUGGGGAAAGCUUUCGUACUGACUAUGAACACAAUGAUGCCAAAUGCAUUUGUACAGGGUAUCUGUCUAUUAAUUUUCUGGUCUGCUGUAAAAGGAGUUGAAUUUUACAAUUUCUUUAUUACGGAUAUAGAGUGCAUCGAUGGAAACGUUAGUGUAACCAUGAUAUGCAAUGUGAAUAAUACCAGAAAUGGGAUCAAAAUUUGUAGAAAUAACCAGGAAAUAGCAUAUUGUACAACAUACUAUUUAGUUUCAAUAAUUGCGUGCACAAACACCAGUCAACAGUAUGAAAUCACUAAUCUAACAAUAGUUAAUGACUCAAUGAUUUACCGAAUCGAAUCAGCACCGAUAGACAAUCUCAUUGGAAAAUGGGUAUGCCAAAAUGGAGGAUCAAAUGAUCCGAGUUGGAGUUUAUCAUUUCCUAAUAUAACAUGUCCACCGAAAAACAAUCCGGCGCCAAAAUGUGAUCAUGAUAAUGACAUGGUAGAAAAGAAGCGUGUUGCAGACAUAUUUAUGAUGCUGGCACCUUUGAUUGGUUGUGGCUUUUUAACAUACAAAACUAUACCUGCUAAACACAAAGUGAUUCGAGGGCUGUGUCUACUCGGCUUCAGUAUAUACUUUGUAAUGUAUAUACUACUUAUUGCACUUGACAUGAGUUUGGGUGUAACAAUUGCUCUAACGGUUGUUUGCUGUCUUAUAGGCAUCAUCUUCGUUAUAUUUGUAAUACGGAAAAGAAAAUAGUGUACGUAUAUAACAUGUAUAAGAUAAAAAAGUGAUAACAAAAGGAAAGAGGACAAAAUAUAAAAAAAAAUUUAAACUAUUAAACUAUGUGAACCUUAUUCUACCAAAAAAAAGAUGUAAAACUUUUAAUGAAUUGUAAUGUCUUGAUUUAAUUAAAAUUUCAUUUAGCCCGCUUUGAA
This is a messenger RNA of Mytilus californianus (California mussel), 1049 nucleotides long. RefSeq lists its product as uncharacterized. The record is from RefSeq and is a predicted model, not a curated record. The transcript has 7 exons. NCBI's taxonomy places the organism in Eukaryota, Metazoa, Mollusca, Bivalvia, Mytilida, Mytilidae. The coding region runs from base 157 to 870 and encodes 237 amino acids.